AUGGUUCUGGUUAGUGAUGUAAGAGGGGUGUGAUGGUACAACCCUCAGCCUCCACCAAUGGAAUUAUGGGCAGGGUUCAACACCCAUUUUCAGGGAUCUUGCUAUAAAGCCGGGUUCAUACAUCCUGGCUUCUGUUCUUUAAUUUGACUGAGAGUGAUUAAACUGCGCUGCUGCUUUUUGGAGACUUUGAAUAACUCAUGAGUUCCAGGAUGGAGACCAAGUCUUACAUGGUUCAGAUGAACGGCAAUGGAGUUUGUGGCAAAACUACGGUAAAUGGAAAAACCCUAAAUGAAAAUGGAGUGAACAGAAAUGGGGUGCACGGGAAUGGCGUCCACCAUGUCAACAUCAAAGGUGCCUUAUACCCGACCAAAUCUAAGAGCCGGAGGCAGAGGUGGGAGGUGAAGCCUUCGGAGAUGGCUAACAACACGCUCAACCCCAUCAGGGCCAUCGUGGAUGGGAUGAAGCUCACCCCGAACCCGGACAAACCCAUGAUCGCACUUUCUAUUGGGGAUCCCACUGUGUUUGGAAACCUGCCCACAGAUGGUGCAGUGCUUCAGGCCAUGAAGGAUGCCAUAGACUCCCAAAAAUACAACGGCUAUGCUCCCUCUGUCGGUUACCUGCAGAGUCGGCAGGCGGUGGCAAACUUCUACAGCUGCCCUGAGGCUCCACUAGAGGCAGAGGAUGUGAUUCUGACCAGCGGCUGCAGUCAGGCCAUCGACCUGGCUAUCAGUGUGUUGUGCAACCCAGGAGACAACAUCCUGGUACCAUGCCCAGGCUUCUCCUUAUAUAAAACUCUGGCUGUUUCCAUGGGCAUCGAGGUCAAACUCUACAACCUGCUUCCAGAGAAGUCAUGGGAGGUUGACCUGCAGCACAUGGAGAGCCUGAUUGAUGAGAGGACUUCCUGUCUAAUCGUCACCAACCCAUCCAACCCGUGUGGCUCUGUUUUCAACAAGAAGCACCUGCAGGAGAUCCUCAAAGUGGCCUCCAGACACUGUGUCCCCAUCCUGGCUGAUGAGAUCUACUGUAAUAUGGUUUUCCCAGGAUGCAGUUCUCCUUCAAUGGCAUCCCUCAGCAGUGAUGUACCCAUCCUUUCCUGUGGCGGUUUGGCUAAACGCUGGCUGGUGCCUGGCUGGAGGAUGGGAUGGAUCCUCAUCCAUGACAGGAAUGAUAUAUUUGGAACUGAGAUUCGACAGGGUCUGGUAAAACUCAGCCAGCGUAUUCUGGGAGCCUGCAGCAUCGUUCAGGGGGCGCUGGAGCGAAUCCUCAACAACACUCCUCAAAGCUUCUACAACAACACCAUCGGCUUCCUCAAGUCAAACUCAGAGAUUUGCUUCAGCGAGCUGUCCUCUGUCCCCGGCCUGAACCCUGUCAUGCCUUCAGGAGCCAUGUACAUCAUGGUUGGGAUCGACAUGGAUCACUUCCCAGAUUUUAAGAACGAUGUGGACUUCACCGAACAGCUGGUGACCGAGCAGUCUGUCUUCUGUCUGCCUGCUUCGGCGUUUGAGUAUCCCAACUUCUUCCGCAUUGUGGUGACAGUCCCGGAGGAGAUGAUGCUGGAGGCUUGUGCUCGGAUCAGGGAGUUUUGCCAGAGCCACUAUCGCCCCCCCAGCCGUGACAGCAAUGACCUGGACCAGUAAUGCAGGGGCGCUGUGGCAGUCUCACGGCUAUGAGCUUUGAAAUCCACCACAACAUUACCCUGAAAUUUUUUUUAAACCCUGCCAUGGCAACAAAAAUCAUGCAACAGAAUAUCUAAUGGUGUAAUUUUUUAUGUAAACUCUUAAGAAAUGAACAAAUGUGAUAUUUAUAUUUUAUACUGACAGCUUGUAUUAACCUGUACUUGUAUAUUUAUAUAAGUCGUAUUACACUUACACACCUCUUCGAUAUAAUCUGCAGCUAGCUUCUUUGUUAGUUUAUGCUUGCGUUUUUUCCUGAGCUACAAGUAGAGGAAGUGAAUGUGUUUGUUCGUUUUUAUAAGCUUUGUAUACUGAUAAUCACCUCCAUACAUGAGAUCUAUCUAUCUAUCUAUCUAUCUAUCUAUCUAUCUAUCUAUCUAUCUAUCUAUCUAUCUAUCUAUCUAUCUAUCUAUCUAUCUAUCUAUCUAUCUAUCUAUCUAUCUAUCUAUCUAUCUAUCUAUCUAUCUAUCUAUCUAUCUAUCUAUCUAUCUACCUAUCUAUCUAUCUAUCUAUCUAUCUAUCUAUCUAUCUAUCUAUCUAUCUAUCUAUCUAUGUAGAUAGACGAAGUAUAAAUGUUGUGCAUUAUUUUCAGACACAGCAUUUUGUUUUGUGCCAUUGUUAACAGUUAAUAUAAUAAACUGUACUGACAUAACAGGUAUUGGCUGAUAUAAUGGAAUCAGCUUCAUAUUAAAGUUUAUUUCAGACAAUAAAGAGAUAAAUAUUCAA
Molecule: messenger RNA, 2399 nt
Organism: Oreochromis aureus
Lineage: Eukaryota; Metazoa; Chordata; Actinopteri; Cichliformes; Cichlidae
Gene: tat
Product: tyrosine aminotransferase
Exons: 12
Coding region: 198-1637 (479 amino acids)
Biological process (GO): aromatic amino acid metabolic process; biosynthetic process
Molecular function (GO): pyridoxal phosphate binding; L-tyrosine:2-oxoglutarate transaminase activity
Source: RefSeq, a predicted model, not a curated record